Messenger RNA from Bursaphelenchus okinawaensis, 2610 nucleotides. The record is from the annotation of a GenBank genome assembly. NCBI's taxonomy places the organism in Eukaryota, Metazoa, Nematoda, Chromadorea, Rhabditida, Aphelenchoididae.
AUGGUUAUCAAUGUUUCAGAUGAGCUACAGUUUGACUUUGACUGGUAAGCGACUUGUUUCAUUGUUUUAUAUUGUUUUAGUUACCCUGAAUGGGACAACAUCUCAGACGGAAACUUGUCGGACGCUCCUGAAGACGAACAAACUGUAGAACAGAAGGAAGAGCCAUCUUUUAAAGUUCUUGGGGCACAUUUAUUCAAGGAUAUUGCCAAGCUAACGUGAGUUUUUCCUUUGUCUAUUCUCUAUUGUUUAGGUCGGUUCCGAAAUGGGCAGAAAAUGCUGUUGAAUUUGAUGGUAAAAUUUCGAAACGAAAAGGAGAUGGUAUAGAACAGUUUCCUGGUUUACAUGACAAGCUUUUUGAGGCGGUUUCAAGGCAGAUAAGUUUGUGGUUUCCAGUGCAAAAGUCGGUUUUACCAAGCUUGCUCAUAGACAAUAUCCGGAGUUCGCUUUUACCAACAUCGGACAUUGCUAUUAGUGCUCCGACUGGAAGUGGCAAGACUUUGUGUUACUUGUUGCCAAUUUUAAACAGUUUUGCUGUCAGUCAACCUUUACCGAGCAGUAACAAGAUAUUCGCUUUGGUCUUGGCUCCAGUCAGAAAUUUGGUAAUUCAGAUUGAAAAUGUAAGUUUUUUCCAUUUAUUUUUGUUUCAAUGUCUAGGUAAAGGUUUGGUAAAUCUUCUGAAAGCAAUUUUCUUUAGGAGUUCUCUAAAUUGAACGUGUUUGAUGCAAAAAUAUUGGCAUUGCAUUCAAAGUUGUCGUUUGAAGAAGAGAAACGAGUGUUAUUUCCAAAUGACGCCGCUUCAGCUCAAGUCAACGUUGUUAUAUCAACACCAGAACGUUUGGUAAAACACAUUUUGGACCAGGACAAUGGUCGCUUCAAUUUCAGCCAGCUGCGUUAUCUUGUAGUAGACGAAGCGGAUGGAAUGUUUAUGCCGAGAGAAAGCUUUUUACAAUUGAUUGAGAACAUGGCGAAUUAUCCAAAAACACACACAAUGAGCUACAAAGCUUUGACAGAUCUCACGAAGAACACCAGAUUACAGAAGAUAUUGGUAUCAGCGACAUUGUCAUUGGAGGCUGAUAAGCUACACGAUUGGAACUUGAGAUGUCCAAAGCUUUAUAGAGCUUCUGUAAAUAAGGUGAAGCAUGUUAAAGCUGCGGUGAAAGAGGAAGAAGAUGUUGUUGGUGAUGAUGGGCAGGAAGAAAAGAUGGAAAUUGAUGGAGAAGAUGGGGAUAAUGAGGAUGUGACCAAGUUUAUGCUACCUCAAAGGCUAAAACAAGAAGUUGUAAGAGAUUAUAAAGGCUUUCCAUAUAGUUAUAGGGCUAAAAAACUUGAUAAGAAGUCUAAAGACAAUUUUUUGAAAGUUUAGGUAAUAAAAGUUGAUUUUAGAGGAUUUGCAAGCCCGAGUUUAAGCCAUUGAUUAUCUACAAGUACCUGAAAGACAAUCCAACCUGGAAGCGAGUUUUAGUUUUUGUAAAUACAACGUAAGUUAAUAUUUUAUAGGUUUAGACUUAAAAGUCCAUUUUAGGCUUAGAAAUUACAUUUUAGGCUUAAAAACGAAAUUUUAAGUUUAAAAAUAAAAUUUUAGGCUUAAGGAUGAAAUUUUAGGCUUAAAAAUGACAUUUUAGGCUUAGAACUUAAAUUUUAGGCUUAAAAGCGGUUUUAGGCUUAAAAAUAAAAUUUCAGGCUUAAGGAUGAAAUUUUAGGCUUAAAAAUAAAAUUUUAGGCUUAGAAAUUAAAUUUUAGGCUUAAAAGCGGUUUUAGGCUUAAAAAUAAAAUUUUAGGCUUAAAAAUAUAAUUUUAGGCUUAAAAACGAAAUUUUAGGCUUAAAAAUGAAUUUUAGGCUUAAACUUUAAUCUUAGGCUUAUAACUUAACUUUUCUUAACAUUUUUCUUUUUUUAGAGUGAACUCACAGCGACUAAAGAUCCUUCUGGAACAUUUAUGUGGCAAUGACAUGAGAAUUGCUGAAAUUUCAUCGAAUGUCUACGGAAGGCGACGGUUUCGGCUUCUAAAGGCUUUCAAGGAAGGAAAUGUGAGUUUUGUUACCUAAAAUUAAACUUUUUGUAUUUUUGUUACCUAAAGUGAAAUUUUUUGUAUUUUUAUUACCUAAAAUAACAAUUUUUCGGAUUUUUAUGACCUAAAAUAUGAUUUGAACCUUGUUUGUUACCUAAACUUCUCUUUUAAUGACAAUAUUCUUCUAGAUUAAUGUGGUUAUCUCAGCCGGCAGUUUGGGCCGAGGUCUGGACAUUCCAGGCAUUGAUUGUGUCAUGAAUUACGACGUACCCAACAAUUCUCAACUCUAUAUUCAUCGUGCUGGCCGAACAGCACGUGCUGGAAAGAAAGGAACGGUGGUCACGUUGGUCUCGAAGGAGCAGGUAGGUUUUGAAAAUUUUUAAAAAUUAAAUUAAAAAAUUUUUAAAUUAAAAAAAAAUUAUUUUCAUUUUGCCCCCUUUACAGAAGCUGAAAUUGAAAAAGUACCUCCUGGAAGUGGGAAUCUGGGAUCCAGAAUCCGAAACCCGAGAAAACGACCAACAAUUCAUCGACGAAUUCAAAGAACAAUAUCAAAAAGCCUUGGACACAUUGAAAAAACAACUCGAAGCCGUCGGCAAAGCCUGA